Messenger RNA from Meloidogyne enterolobii, 249 nucleotides. Lineage: Eukaryota; Metazoa; Nematoda; Chromadorea; Rhabditida; Meloidogynidae. The record is from the annotation of a GenBank genome assembly.
AUGAACAUAUUCUCAUCACCCGAUCCCGCUGUUAAAAAGCUAUUAGGCUGGAAAUUGGGAGAUGAAGAAGAUAGAUGGGCAUUGAAAGCUGUAGACUCUUUGGUAAAGAAGAUGCGGAAGCGGAAGAAUCAUUGCUAUGGCACUGUUGAAGAUUUGGAGCUCAAAACAAGUGAAGAUUGUCUCUUUCCAUAUGAUGCACGAAGUGAACAGGUUGGCAUAAUAAUAGGAGAUUACGGGUUACUAUCAUGA